Messenger RNA from Haliotis rubra (blacklip abalone), 858 nucleotides. RefSeq lists its product as uncharacterized. NCBI's taxonomy places the organism in Eukaryota, Metazoa, Mollusca, Gastropoda, Lepetellida, Haliotidae. The transcript is spliced from 5 exons. The record is from RefSeq and is a predicted model, not a curated record. The coding region runs from base 1 to 858 and encodes 285 amino acids.
AUGGAGGAUGAAAACACAGCCGACACGAUGGAUUUCGGUUUAUUUUCAAUAGGCAGUUUUACGGAUGUAUAUGGUCCGGACCUGGACGAAUUCGGCGAUGACGAGUUUGACUCAAUCCUGGCAAAUGUAACCAGUUCAGAAAUCACAGAAAGUGCCUUAGCAGAGCAGAUUACAUGUGCACCAACCAUGCCUAAGGAGAAAGAAAUAAUUGGCGUUGGGAACUUGAAUACGGACACAAGGGAUGCAAAAGAAAAAACUUCAGGAAAAAGCCAAGGCCGCUUCGCAGCAAUAGAUGAAGCUGACCUUGAUUCAAUUUUCUUGGAUGGCCGACCCAAAUCAACCCUACGGACAACACACUGGGGAGUUAAGAUUUUUCAACAAUGGCUCACACAUCAUGAAAUAUCCAGUAACUUUGAAGCACUUCCAAAAGAACAACUGGCGUCACACCUCCGACACUUUUAUGCGGAACUUCGCACUACUGAGGGAAAAUACUAUUCAAAGUCUUCUUUCGUCGGCAUCCGAUCGGCGAUUCACAGACAUCUGAGAUCUCCUCCGUUUGAAAGAAACAUCAACAUUUUGCAGGACAUUGCGUUUCAUAGUGCCAACAAUGUAUUCCUAGGAAUGCUAAGGAAAAUUAAAACACUUGGUCUGGACAAUGCACAACACCACGAACCCAUCUCACAGGCAGAUCUUGCAAAAAUUAGAAAUUCUCUAUCUGUCGACACACCACUUCAGUUACAAAGAAAGGUGUGGUUCGAUUUAACUUUGGGCUUUGGUCGCAGGGGGAAUGAGAAUCAGCGUGAUUUAACGAUUCAUUCAUUUGCUGUAGAAUCCGAUGAUGUAGGUAUGGAGUUUUAA